This is a messenger RNA of Magallana angulata, 2995 nucleotides long. RefSeq names its product baculoviral IAP repeat-containing protein 3-like. The transcript is spliced from 7 exons. NCBI's taxonomy places the organism in Eukaryota, Metazoa, Mollusca, Bivalvia, Ostreida, Ostreidae. Bases 537 to 1538 code for a protein of 333 amino acids. The record is from RefSeq and is a predicted model, not a curated record. Gene Ontology annotation, biological process: regulation of cell cycle. Gene Ontology annotation, cellular component: spindle microtubule; cytoplasm; nucleus.
UGACUUUAUUGAUAAGUUUAAAAAACAUUAUAUACGGUAUAUAGAUAAAGUUUUUCAAGUGUGUCCUUAUUCCAAUUAUCCACGUUUAUCUGAGUUACAAGGAAGUUAAAGAUUUAGUUGGUAACAGGGUUUCUGCAAGGAUGAAAAUCGACAAUGGGAGUGAAGACGACUUCUGAGAUAAUUCGGGUCAAAAUCUCACUGAUGACCUCUCGGUUCACGGAUCGGACGUACGCUCGGAACUCUCUGAUUCUGGGCCUGUCCAACUUUUACGACGACAUUCGUUUGAUAAAAAGCGACCAAAGACAUUUCAUAGUUGACUGUGCUAUUGUCAUUGACAGCGACAUAGAACAGUUCUAAAUAAUCAGAUUGAUUCUGAAACAAAUUGAAAUUGUGCAGUGGGUUUUGUUUUUUUUUUUACUAACUCUUUUGUAUUAACAAUAUCAUCAUAACAAUAUUAUCAUUAGUAUCUGAAAAAAUCAUAGUCUAACAAGUUAUAAGAGUCUAACAACGCCAAUCAAACCAGAAUAUCCCGUGAAAUGGUAACUGAACAAAAUGGCAGUAUUUUGAAUGGUCUGGGCAGUCACCAAUCUUCCGAUGAAUAUGGAAACGGUGCGGAUGGGUACCAGCACACACACGACUACGUUUUUUACGAAAGGUCAAACUCUCAUGCAGCAACCUCCAAUUCAAAUUCAAGAGAGCAACCUCGAGGGAGGGACAGGGCUAAGAACAUAGCCACAGAGUACGGAAUUACAGUCAGUCCACCAAAGUACCGACAGUAUGCCAUCAAAGAUGUCCGUCUUGGUUCUUUCAAGAACUGGCCGAGUUGCUACAGGCAACGCCCUGAAGACCUGGCAGAGGCCGGCUUCUUUUAUACGGGGAACUUGGACAUUGUCUUCUGUUUUUAUUGUGGCCAGGGGUUGCAAGAUUGGAAGGACGAUGACAUACCUUGGUGUGAGCAUGCGCGAUGGUCGUCUGACUGUCCCUUCCUUCUUAACAUCAAGGGGCAAGAAUUCGUUCGUCUGGAACAACUAAAACAAAAUGACCCUGCUCAGUAUAAGGCUGAAAACGAGAAACAAGUGACAUUGGCAGAAAGUCAGCAAAAGAUCAGAGGUAAGAUGCGACAAGGGUCUGAUAGCGACUCGUGGAACAAUCCAGCCGUGGAAAGUUUACUUCAAAAUGGCUACAGUAAAGAAAUGGUGCAAAAAGCCCUUGUUCUUUUCCGCAAAAGAAACGGAGACAAUUCUUCCCUUUCCGCUCCUGAACUGCUUUCUCUAAUUUUCGACAUAGAGGAUGGAGUUGUGCAGGAGUGUGAAAUAGAGGAAAAGAAAGAGACUGAGCCCCAAGAUGAUGUGGCUGAAAAAGAGAACGCGCAGCUACGGAAGUCGGUAUACUGCCGGAAGUGCAAGACCAACCUCGUUUCCGUGGUGUUUCUGCCCUGUGGACACCUGUGCACGUGCACGGACUGUGGCCCCUCCGUCAAGUACUGUUUGAUAUGUAACCAGUUCAUCAAGGGAACCGUUCGCACGUACUUAGUGUGAGAACCGCGUGACCAUUCUGACCGCAUUGAUUGGCUUGUUUUGUCGUUUUCACAUUUUUAUUGUACUUUAAACCACAUACCGUAAUACUUUAACACAUUUCCCAUGCACGUUCUGUCAAAUUUAUUUCUGUUUUACAAUAUUAUGGCAUGACUAAUGUUGUUAUUUUAGUUCUUGUUGCAUUUGUAUUUUAGGAUUUUCUAUCUGUAUUGUGUAGGUCUAUUGGCAUUGAAUGGACUUCCGUUUUUAUUUUUGUUUGUGUAUUUGAUAUAUUCUUUCUAUGUAUUCAGUAUUUUUCACCUGCAAUGUAUGUUAACCAAAUAUUCGGAAUGAUGUUUUCAUUUGCAUUUAUUACAAGAAAUAAGCAAAUGAAAACACAAAUGAGAAAUGUACACACUUCCAAUUAAAACAACCUAUUAGAAUACAAAUGUGAAAUAUUGAAUACAAAAUGAAAAAUUAUCAAUCUAUCAUGUAAUUAGAAUUAGACCGUUCAUCUCACUUUUUGGUUUAUCUAUAAUUGAAAUUUUCACUAACGAUAAUAGGUCAACAAAUAGUGACGCGAAAGGUCAAAUUUUAAUAAGAUUGGAAAUUACAGAAAAAAUCAAAUAAAAACGGAAUGAUCUACAAGAUACAAAUAAAAGAUCAUAAAAUGCAUUACAUGUACGUAUAUCAACCAUGUAUUAAAGAAAACUACACACGCCAUUGGGUAAGAAGGAAAAUAACAACGUUUGCCAUACCAUAAUAUUGUAGAUAAAAAGACAUUUAUGUACGAGUAUAAAAAGUCUUAAUGUUUCGCUCUAAAGAUAUAGGGGGACUGUCAGUGUUUAGCUAAAGUGAUUGGCAUUUUGAAUAUUGUUUUUCAUAUAUUUUAUGCAGAUACAAAUAGAAUCAUUUGUCUUUUGUUUUGUUGGAAGCUGGGGUUAUUUGUAGCAAACCAGUAUUUCAAAAAUAAAGGAGGGGUGAGGGGUGAGAUAUAUAUACAUGUAAUUAAAAAAAUUUAAAAAAAUAUCAAAAACUUAAGGGUGCUUUCUUUGGAGUAAUGUCAACAGAUGAUAAUUUUAAAAUUCAUGUUCAUUGUGGUGAUUAAUAAAUAUAUAACUUGGUCAGUGUGUGUGUGCAGUGUGGUUAUUAAUAAAUAUAACUCAAUCAGUGUGUGUGUGUGCGGUGGCCUUUUUAAAAAUACAAUUUAUGUAAAAAAAAAUAUGAUUUAGCGUUUUAGUUGCGUUAGAAAAAAACAUUUCGAUAGCGAUAUUUCCGAUUUGUUCCAGAUUAUAGAAGUUUAUAUACUACUCAUAUUUAGUUCUAUACUUAGAGUUAUUUUGAUCCAAUCAAUAGUAUUAAAUAAUAACACAUUUUAUGUUUUGUAUUAAAAAUAACAUAUAGUCGUAUUUGUACUAAUGAUAUAACGAAGUUCUUUUUCUGAUCAAUUGCUUGUUGUGAGUUACAGUAAGAAAUAAAAA